Fundulus heteroclitus (mummichog) is the source of this 3235-nucleotide messenger RNA. Its product is annotated as calcium/calmodulin-dependent protein kinase type II subunit beta. Lineage: Eukaryota; Metazoa; Chordata; Actinopteri; Cyprinodontiformes; Fundulidae. Bases 294 to 2378 code for a protein of 694 amino acids. The record is from RefSeq and is a predicted model, not a curated record. Gene Ontology annotation, molecular function: ATP binding; calcium/calmodulin-dependent protein kinase activity; calmodulin binding. The transcript is spliced from 25 exons. Gene Ontology annotation, cellular component: neuron projection; cytoplasm. Gene Ontology annotation, biological process: protein phosphorylation.
UGGAGCGCGCUCGCUGUCAGAUAGCGGAGUCAGACCGACGGAGAAACACCCGCACCGCCCGCUCCGUCCCUCUGUAGCAAACCCCUCCGUCUCUCGGCGCCUCUCCAAAGGCUUCCCCACGGCUCCAACGGCCGGCUAGCUGCGGGGCGGACCCGUCUUGUUGUUGUUGCUCUUAUUUUUUUUUAUUUUUGCGCCGCUUUUCUUUUUCGCCCGAACCAACUAACGGUUCAUUCUUUCGGAGUUGUUUCAGGAGAGAGCAGCCAGUGAGAGAGAGAGAGCGAGGGGGGAGAGCCAUGGCCACCACCACCUGCACGCGAUUCACGGACGAAUAUCAGCUGUACGAGGAGCUGGGCAAGGGUGCAUUCUCAGUGGUGCGCAGAUGUGUCAAGCUGUCGACGGGGCAGGAGUACGCCGCCAAAAUAAUCAACACCAAAAAGUUAUCUGCAAGAGAUCACCAGAAGCUGGAGCGAGAGGCCCGGAUCUGCCGCCUCUUGAAACACCCCAACAUCGUUCGUCUUCACGACAGUAUAUCAGAGGAGGGCUUCCACUACCUGCUCUUUGACCUGGUGACCGGAGGGGAACUGUUUGAGGACAUCGUAGCCAGAGAGUAUUACAGCGAGGCGGACGCCAGUCAUUGCAUCCAGCAGAUCCUGGAGGCGGUGCUUCACUGCCAUCAAAUGGGCGUGGUGCACCGGGACCUGAAGCCAGAGAACCUGCUCCUCGCGAGCAAGUGUAAGAACGCAGCAGUGAAGCUUGCCGACUUUGGCCUGGCCAUCGAGGUGCAGGGGGAUCAGCAGGCCUGGUUCGGGUUUGCUGGAACACCGGGAUACCUGUCCCCCGAGGUAUUGAGGAAGGAGGCAUAUGGCAAACCUGUGGACAUCUGGGCCUGCGGGGUGAUUCUCUACAUCCUGCUGGUGGGCUACCCUCCUUUCUGGGACGAGGACCAGCACAAGCUGUACCAACAGAUCAAGGCCGGGGCUUAUGAUUUUCCAUCCCCAGAGUGGGACACAGUCACUCCAGAGGCCAAAAACCUGAUCAACCAGAUGCUCACAAUCAACCCGGCCAAGAGGAUCACUGCUCAGGAGGCCCUAAAGCACCCAUGGGUCUGCCAACGCUCCACAGUGGCAUCUAUGAUGCACCGACAGGAAACUGUGGAGUGCCUGAAGAAAUUCAACGCCAGGAGGAAACUCAAGGGGGCGAUUCUUACCACCAUGCUGGUUUCUCGAAAUUUCUCAGUCGGCAGCAGGCAGACCACCGCUCCGGCCUCUGUGACUGCGGCCGCGGCAGCUGUGGCCGCAGCCGCCGGCACCACCGCAGGGCUGGUGGAACAAGCCAAGACCUUGCUCAACAAAAAGGCAGAUGUUAAGAAACGCAAGUCCAGCUCGACUGUCCAGUACAUGCCCCAGACAAACAGCACCAAAAACAGCAUAGUCACCAGUCCCAAAGGAAACAUCCCUUCACCUGCUCUGGAACCUCAGACAACUGUCAUCCAUAAUCCGGUGGACGGGACAAAGGAAUCCUCAGACAGCAGCAACACCACCGUGGAGGACGAGGACGUGAAAGGAAAGAGCUUAGACAGCAGCUCGCUUAAGGCGCAGUCCAGCACAAGUUCCCAGCCUGAUAGCAGUCAGGGCUCCUCAGCUGCUGUGCACUCUGCUGCGAGGUUCGCUGACCUGCUGGGCUCGGUGCGUAGGGGCUCAGGGCCCAUUACCGACGGAGAAGGCCGAGCCAGCACUCCGCCCCCCGCUGUCCUCUCCGCCCCCUCCCCUCCACACACCCCCGUUGUCCCCAUGCAGAUGUCCCGGCUCACAGACCUGGUAAGCAGCGUUCGCAGGGCGCCGCCGCCAGCCGCACCUGAAGGCGACGCCGCCUCGGCGCCGGCUCCCAGCGCCAAGCCGGCCCCUCCACCUGCACACACCACUCCCCCACCUCCCUCCCACUCCCCCUCCUGUCCCUCCCUGUCCUCCUCCCAGACGCGCAAACAAGAAAUCAUCAAGAUCACCGAACAGCUGAUCGAGGCCAUCAACAACGGAGACUUUGAUGCUUACGCGAAGAUCUGCGAUCCUGGACUGACUUCGUUUGAACCGGAGGCGUUGGGAAACCUGGUGGAGGGAAUGGAUUUCCACAGAUUCUACUUUGAGAAUCUCUUGGCUAAGAACAACAAGCCCAUCCACACCACCAUCCUGAACCCCCACGUCCACCUGAUCGGCGAGGACGCCGCCUGCAUCGCGUACAUCCGGCUGACUCAGUUUGUCGACAACCAGGGCCGGCCGCGCUCCAGCCAGUCGGAGGAGACGCGCGUCUGGCAUCGCAGAGACAGCAAGUGGCAGAACAUCCACUUCCACUGCUCGGGCGCGCCAGCUGCGCCUCUCCAGUGAGGGGUUGAAUCCUGUAGUUGUGUCUGUCAGGAAUGAUCUGCUGGAGAGAAGAAGAGAAGAAGAGGAGGAGGAGGAGGAGGAAGGGAUGAAGGAACACAUCCAGUGUUGACCAGGAGGACAUGACUCGUCACGCCUGAACACAUAAAAAUCCCUCGCUCACUGGACUCCCAGCCUCCAUCCCCCAGCAUGCACCUCUACUUUUACAGCUACGAGCCCCUGACAGCCACCUCUCAUCGCUCAGCCGCUCCCCACCCGCCGCCUUCUUCUUCUUCUUCUUCUCCUCCUCCUCUGCGGCUCGCUGGGUGUUUGAUUCGUGGGCGUGACUCCUCCUCUUUGCGGUCUCUCUCCCAAACCCCGCGACAUUUUCGUGACACCGCCCCUCUUGUCCUCCUGUGAAUCUGCACCUGUGUGACAUAAACACUGCACUGGAAAUUCAGUAUGUAAAGUUUUAAGUAAAAUCUAUAAUUAUCAUUACUAUAGUAUGAUUAUCAUUGUUACACAUUUGCAAUUGUAUAUGUAAUUUGUAUAAUUCAGAUUUAUUGAUGCCAGUGGUUUUUAGAGUCGAAGGAAUUGUUUUGUUUGUUUGUUUUUAUCUUUUUAAGGAAGCAUGUUUUCUCCCCCCCCCCCCCCCCCCCCCAUAGUAACAGUGGCUGUUUUAUCCUUUUCUGUGGCUGUUAAGUGGAAAAAAGGGUUAAUUGGCCGUUUUUAUAAGUUGCUGCUUCUGCUGUAGUUCUGAAGUCGUGCUUUCUGUCGGGUUUAGCAUUUUUACUUUUUAUUUUUUUUUGUCCGGUCUCCGUUGUUGCUUCUUGGAAGGGCGUGUUUCUGACGGCUGCCACUUCCGAAUGUCGGGUACGAUG